Molecule: messenger RNA, 977 nt
Organism: Protobothrops mucrosquamatus (brown spotted pit viper)
Lineage: Eukaryota; Metazoa; Chordata; Lepidosauria; Squamata; Viperidae
Product: olfactory receptor 49-like
Exons: 1
Coding region: 69-977 (302 amino acids)
Biological process (GO): G protein-coupled receptor signaling pathway
Cellular component (GO): membrane
Molecular function (GO): olfactory receptor activity; G protein-coupled receptor activity
Source: RefSeq, a predicted model, not a curated record
CAACUGAAACAAAAUUGAAGUUGGAAUAAUCUCUUCUCACUUCACUCUGUUUUUUAGGAAUGAACUAAAUGGCAAACAGCACCACAGUGAGAGAAUUCAUAUUGUUAGGGCUGACUAACAACCAACAAAUUGCUGUUGGCCUUUUUCUCAUCCUGCUUGGGAUUUAUCUUUUGACAUUGAUAGGAAANCUCUGUAGUCCAAUGUAUUUCUUCCUCCGACAUGUGGCAUGGAUAGAGAUUGGGUAUAUAAGUAGCAUCAUUCCUAAAACACUGGCCAACAUAGCCACUGGCAACAAGAGUAUCUCUUUAGCUGGUUGCUUCGUACAGAUGUUCCUCUAUUUUCUUCUUGGCACCACUGAAUUCCUUCUACUGGCCACAAUGUCUGUUGAUCGCUACAUAGCCAUCUGUAACCCUCUUCACUACACAACCAUCAUGAAUGAACAAAUCUGCUCAUUAUUGGUACUUUGUUGCUGGAUUGGGGGUUUGUCACUAAUUCUAGUUCCAUCCAUUCUUUUCUUUCAAAUGCCAUUUUGUGGUCCUAACAUCAUCAAUCAUUUCUUUUGUGACAAUGGAGCACUAAUCAAACUCUCAUGUGUUGAUACCAGUCUCCUAGAACUGUUUAAUUUUGUGAGUGCCACAUUCUCUCUACUUGGGUCCUUAAGUGUCAACAUUGUGUCUUAUGUCAAAAUCAUUUCCACGAUUCUGCGCAUCCCAUCAACUACAGGGAGGAAGAAGACGUUCUCCACCUGUGCAUCUCACAUUACUGUGGUCUCCAUCACUUACAGCAGUUGUGUUUUCAUGUACAUAAGACCCAAAGGCAGCAGCAAAUUAGAUUUCAACAAAAUGAUAGCUCUUCUGAAUACUGUCAUGGCUCCACUUUUGAUCCCGUUCGUAUAUUGUUUGAGGAACAGACAAGUGCAGGAUGCUUUGAGGACUGGACUGAGACAAUGGAUUGAGUUUUGCAAGAAAUUGAAGUGA